GAUAGCUUUCUUUUCAUUUUCUCUCUUCCCCGGGUCAGAGUGAAGUAGCCAUGCAGGCAUUUCUCAAAGGUGCAUCUAUUAGUAAACUACCGCCGACCAAGGACCGAGCAGUUGCUGCCACUGCAGGAAGCAGUGGAGAGAACAAGAAAGCCAAGCCUGUACCAUGGGUAGAAAAAUACCGGCCAAAAUGUGUGGAUGAAGUUGCUUUCCAGGAAGAGGUAGUUGCAGUGCUGAAAAAGUCUUUAGAAGGAGCCGAUCUCCCUAAUCUCCUGUUCUACGGGCCGCCUGGGACUGGGAAAACAUCCACUAUCCUGGCCGCCGCUCGGGAACUCUUUGGGCCUGAACUUUUCCGAUUGCGAGUUCUCGAGUUAAAUGCAUCUGAUGAGCGUGGAAUACAAGUGGUUCGCGAGAAAGUCAAGCACUUUGCUCAGUUAACUGUGUCAGGAAGUCGCCCAGACGGGAAACCAUGCCCUCCGUUUAAAAUUGUGAUUCUGGAUGAAGCCGAUUCCAUGACCUCAGCUGCUCAGGCAGCUUUAAGACGAACCAUGGAGAAAGAAUCUAAGACCACCCGUUUCUGCCUCAUCUGUAACUAUGUCAGUCGAAUAAUUGAACCCCUAACUUCUAGAUGUUCUAAAUUCCGUUUCAAACCUCUGUCAGAUAAAACUCAACAGCAGCGAUUACUAGACAUUGCUGAGAAGGAAAACGUCAAAAUCAGCAAUGAGGGAAUAAAUUACCUUGUCAAAGUGUCAGAAGGAGACUUAAGGAAAGCUAUUACGUAUCUUCAGAGUGCCACUCGACUAACCGGUGGAAAGGAGGUCACGGAGAAAGUGAUCACAGACAUUGCUGGGGUAAUACCGGCGGAGACAAUUGAUGGAGUGUACACCGCGUGUCAGAGUGGCUCCUUUGACAAGUUAGAAGCUGCUGUUAAGGAACUGAUAGAUGAGGGACAUGCAGCAACUCAGUUGGUCAAUCAAUUCCAUGACACCAUCGUUGAAGACAGCCUUUCUGAUAAACAGAAGUCUAUUAUUACAGAAAAGCUUGCAGAAGUGGAUCAGUGUUUAGCCAAUGGUGCUGAUGAACACCUGCAGCUGAUCAGCCUCUGUGCCACUGUGAUGCAGCAGCUAACUCAGAAUUGUUAAGCUGAAUUUUAAUUCUGCUUGACUGUACUUGUAAAUAUUGCAUUUUGGAAAUAAAAAGUAAACCAACUUUAAA
Echinops telfairi (small Madagascar hedgehog) is the source of this 1212-nucleotide messenger RNA. It is a transcript of the gene RFC4, whose product is annotated as replication factor C subunit 4. Gene Ontology annotation, molecular function: ATP hydrolysis activity; DNA binding; ATP binding. Gene Ontology annotation, cellular component: DNA replication factor C complex; nucleus. Gene Ontology annotation, biological process: DNA-templated DNA replication; DNA repair. The coding region runs from base 51 to 1139 and encodes 362 amino acids. Lineage: Eukaryota; Metazoa; Chordata; Mammalia; Afrosoricida; Tenrecidae. The transcript is spliced from 10 exons. The record is from RefSeq and is a predicted model, not a curated record.